AAAUGGCCACUAUUUAUAGUAGCGCCCCCCUAAUGCGUCAGGCCGAAAGUGGGUUGAACCGAGAAAUAACAUUCAUCCUGCCACAUGGCAUAAGUAACAUCCACAUGGAUGGCAGGACCCAAGGUUUCCCAGCAGAGCAUUACCCAAAGCAUCACACUGCCUCUGCUGGCUUGUCUUCUUCCCAUAAUGCAUCCUGGUGCCAGGUGUUCCACAGGUAAGUACAAACACCCAUCCAUCCACAUGAUGUAAAAGAAACAGUCAUCCAUCAGACCAGGCCACCUUCGAUUGCUCCACGGUCCAAUUAUGAUGCUCACAUGCAUCAUAAUUGGACGGAGAUCAGCAUGGGAACCCUGACUGGUCUGCAGCUAACUAAUUUACAUCCUUAUAUUAUGCCUCAUUGGUGUAUAUGACAUUGAGAAGGGGCAUGUGAGAAGUUAAAACAGUGACCUGAUGGCUCUGUUAUACUCUGGGAAGCAGUUUGCUGACAUGCUUUGGGUCCAUUUCUCAGUUAUUCAGUGGCUAAUUAUCCAGUGUCAGUGGUCUCUUUGAGGAUGACAAUGCUUCCAUUAAAAGGACACGAGGAGUCGCUGCAUGACUUAAUGAGCAUUAAAGUUAUGUAAAUUAUUUCUUAUGGCCUUCAAAAUUACCAGAUGUCAACCCAAAAUUGGACACCUGUGGCAGAUUUUAGACUGAUGUGUCAGAUGACGUUCUCAUCCAAACACCAAAUGAGGAAAUAUCUUUUGCAAGAGCGGUGUUUAAUCCCUCCAGUUGAGAGUCGGUGCCAAGGCUCAUUGAAGUUAUCCUGGCAGGAUGUGGUGGCUCAGCACCUACUAAGACACUUUGUUGUUUUUUCCCUGUAAUUUAUCAUCCAUUUGUAUUAGGGCCCUGUGUGGAAAGAUUGAUGAUGUCAUUUUUUAGGAAGGCAGUUUCUAGAAAGUGUAUUUCCCCAAGUAUCGCACAGUGGAUAUUUGUGCAGAUGCCCCACUGUUUCUGCAAUGAUUGUGCAAAAAACGAUCCUAAAAAGUACAGUUCUUUUUCUUUGGAGCAAAGUGAGCCUAGUAAUCAUGAUGGUUUCAUUAACACCCUGUAGUCUGCACUCACACAGUACAUCAAGCAUCAGGGGGAAGUAGCAGCACUUGUUCCUGCAGCUCUGUUGUGUUUACAGUUAAACUUGAUUGCAGAACUCAUUGCAGCCUCAUAUUCACUUCCUUUGUUAAUCCCUUUGCUGUAGCAACUCUUUUUUUGGAGGCAAGGGUGAGGGCAGGGGGAAUUUCACUUCUGCUUUGCUUCACCCCCUACAUCAUUCACCAAGGCGCUUAUAAGGAGCCACCAUAUCCUGCUAAAACAAACAGCAUUGAGGAGCAAGAAACAAACGCUUUUGUCUUUGAGUUAUAUUUAGUUACAGUCUGCCUUCACCCAAACACCAUCUCACACAAGGCUUGCUUGCCCUCAGAUUGAAUUAGAUCAAAUAUGACCAUGUUGUCAUCUACCAGAAACCAGCGGCACUUCUCCCCCCCAUCCCUUUGCAAAUUGGCGGGUUGACUGUGCUGACAGUCAACCCGCACACACGAACCACCUAAUUCUGCCAUGCUUUCCAAUUAGUCACUGCCAUGAUGGUGACGUCUAGGACGUAUCAUUUGCGAGCAUAAAUAUUCAUGCAUUUCCAUUUCUUCAAGAACAGAUUCUGUUCAUGAUAUUUGUCACACUGCUGCUGCUGCUGCUGCUGCACCUCGGGCUUCUGUAAUGCUCAUGCUUUCCUAGCUCCCCCUUCACUGAUGUUCUGAUUCCUACAAGCCCUGCAGGCCAUGGCUCCUCAGAGAGCAGUGCGGUCCAGAAGACAGGAAACAGCUUGAGAGAAGCACAGCAGUCAAGGCUGUGGGAGGACAGAGGAUAGGGUGGGGAAAAAGGGGAUUUCCUCAUACAAUGCUUGGACUUUUAUCAAAAGUGUGGAAUCCUUAUCUGCCGUGCACUCUAUGAGUGAGUGAUAAAAUCUGGGUCGCUCCCCUUGCCAUUGGUGUGUAUAUUGCUUUAGGGUUCUGUGAUUUACAGUUUUGCUAUCUAUCAAUCUAUCUGUUAACUUUAUGUAGAUUAAUUCACCCCCACCCCCUGCCACUACUACCGCCACAUCCGUUAAACAGCCAUGAUGGAGUCAUUUUAUUGUUGCCAAACUUUCCAGCAUGCAGUUAUUAUAUGCAAAUAUCUCAACAGACUCUCCUUUUGCAUCUCUAUCAAACAUACUGUUUGUCUUAAAGGCUACACGCCCACGGGGCUUCAUUAUAGCGGUGAUUAAAUCACGAUUAAUUAUUAAGAGGCUCUGAGAUGUUUUUGAAGAGGUGGGGGGUGUCUAUGCUCGCUGUGUCUUUAAAGUCGUGCAGAGGGGAGCCCGUACUAAAGAAAGGAGGGGGCUGCUGUGCGCCAGUUGGAGGUAUCUGCCUGUCGCAGCGCUUGCUGUUGACAUUAAGAAGAGCGUGUCGGUGGUCCAGCGGGGAGGUACAGAGCGAUCGGAAGACACUGAUACUAAAGACUGAAGCAGGUCCAGGCAAAUAUUCAGCAGACCCGUGAUACAUGGAUGGACAGAGAAGCACUGCAAUCGGGAUUAAGUUGUCAGCCGGCGCGAGAAAUUUCUGGAUAUAAUGGGAAAUUCAACACCUAAACCUUUGAUAGUAGAUACAACUCUGCAACCCCGCCCGGUGGCUACUCGGCAGUAUUACACCCUGCCUAACAAUGGGGCAGCUGUUGAGAGAAGAACGUCUGCUCCCCCAGUCAGUAUCAACAUGGAGUCACCUCGCUUUCACCCACAUGCUAAAGGCAAGAACAUCAGGCUGGAUGGGCAGCUUCGGCGUGCCACCCGUAAGAACAGUUUCUGCAACGGCAUCACUUUCAGCCAUCGGCCUGUGCACCUUUAUGAAAAGGUGCGUCUUCGCUUGACUGGUGUGCACACUGGAUGGAGUGGAGCUUUACGUUUUGGUUUUACUAGCUUGGAUCCCAGUGAAUUAGCUGCUGCUGAUAUCCCCAAGUAUGCUUGCCCAGACCUGGUGACUCGGCCCGGUUACUGGGCCAAGGCUCUGCCCGAGAGACUGGCCCUGAAGGACAACAUUUUGGCUUUCUGGGCUGAUCGCCAUGGAAGAGUUUUCUAUAGCAUCAACGAAGGCGAGCCCAUCCUCUUUCACUGUGGACUCAGCAUCGGCUGUCCACUGUGGGCCAUCAUAGAUAUCUACGGCAUCACUCAGGAGGUCACACUGCUUGACAGCACGUUUGCUGAGAGUGUGGGAUCCAGCUGCCUGAGUGCGGCCCGUCUGAGUGCCUAUCUCCCCCAGAGUAGCCACGACUCAGCCAAUUACAGCAACAAUCAGUUGGAAAACAACCAGGCGGCUGCUGCCAAGAUGGCCAACCUCCAGCUCAAUAACUACACUCAGCUCAUCCCCUGCUGCUCCUCCACCUCUUCCUCCUCCACAUCAUCCUCAUCUGCUUCCACUGGAUUCAUUGUCCCAAGGGUGGUCCGGGGUCUCUCUUCUCCUCUGGACAAUGAUUUGCACUUUCACCUCAUCCGUGGCUCUGAUGUAAUACUCUCUGCAGACCGUUCAGCUGCUUGCAUUCAUUUUCUGGACAGCAGUCGGACUCUGGUGUUCACUGACAGGCCCUUUCACGUGGGUGAGACUUUGUACGUGGAGGUUGGCCACCUGGGCCUGCCAUACUUUGGGGCGUUGUCAUUUGGUUUAACAUCCUGCGACCCAGCUAGUCUAGAUGCUGGGGACCUUCCAGCAGACCCUGAAGUUCUUCUGGACCGCAAAGAGUAUUGGGUGGUGCACCGGGUCUUCCCGAUGCCUUGCUCUGGAGACGUGCUCAGCUUCAGUCUGCUGCCCAGUGGAGAGGUGCACCACGGGGUGAACGGAGUGGGACGUGGCAGGCUGAUCUGUGUGGACUCCUCUCAGGUCCUGUGGGCCUUUUUCACCCUGCAUGGGGCUGUUAACAGACUCAGGAUACUUGGAACAUUGCAGUCCAGUCCUCCUUCUACAUCCCCCACCACUUCACAGAGCAGCAGCCCAGAUGACAGUGACUCAGACCUGGCAUUCAGUGUCAACAGAUCCUCCUCUGCCUCUGAAUCCUCUCUGGUGACUGCUCCCAGCUCGCCUCUCAGUCCUCCCACCUCUCCGGCUCUCACUGCCUCAGAACUGCCCUCUGCAGGAAAAAACGGAGAAUGCACCGUUUGCUUUGACCAAGAGGUCGACACAGUUAUCUACACCUGCGGACACAUGUGCCUGUGCAACGACUGCGGGCUCAAGUUGAAAAGACAGAUUAAUGCCUGCUGUCCGAUAUGCCGGAGGCCUAUCAAAGAUGUUAUCAAAACAUAUCGGCCGUGAUGGCUCAAAAGUUCAAACAGGUGAGGUGACUUCCGCUGUGGGAUACCACCUGUUGCUCCUUCUCAGGCUUUGCUGUACACGUGUACAUGGAUCUUGAUCCCAACUGGAGAUUAGCCACACUAGGACAUAACUGUGCCUAUCAGAUUUUAUACCUUGAGACAGACUGAACUGUGUUGAGGCUCAUUUUUAAUACACAGUAUCCAUACAUGAGCACCGGGUUCUGGCUAUGAAAGAAGAGAUGAAACCCGUGCUCCCGUUUUGUAUUUCCCAUGUGAUGUUACAUCUAUUCGUUGAGCAGAAAAAGCCUCUCCUGAAUAUCUCGUUUGUCAUCGUCAUCGUCCUAGAAUUAUGUGUGCUUUAGCAGAAUAUGCGGACCAUCAUCUAUGACUUCUAGUGCCUUAGAUUUUUGUCACAUAAUGUGUCCAAGUAAUUAUACUAACAAUCCUAGCCAUAUUUCCAAUGUACAGUACUAAAAGUUUGUGGUGGGAAAGGGCACAGAAUUUAUGCAAUAAAAGUUGUAGUAGUAGGUAGAAAGAAGGUUCUAGUAUAUAUGAGUGUGUUGGAUUUGAAUGUUUGAAAAGUGUAAUAGAAAGGACCCGGCUUUGCACAACGUGAGAUUAAUAAAAUGAUUUAAGUGUG
This is a messenger RNA of Haplochromis burtoni (Burton's mouthbrooder), 5000 nucleotides long. RefSeq names its product neuralized E3 ubiquitin protein ligase 1B (gene neurl1b). Gene Ontology annotation, biological process: ubiquitin-dependent endocytosis. The coding region runs from base 2634 to 4361 and encodes 575 amino acids. The record is from RefSeq and is a predicted model, not a curated record. Gene Ontology annotation, cellular component: early endosome. Lineage: Eukaryota; Metazoa; Chordata; Actinopteri; Cichliformes; Cichlidae. Gene Ontology annotation, molecular function: ubiquitin protein ligase activity. The transcript has 6 exons.